UGUUGGCGGCCCGCUAUGUGUUGUGAUUGCUGCAGUGUGCGCCAGCAAAAGUGCUGGCUAUAUGGCUGGGCUAGCUUUCUGUUAAUAUUUGGCAGCUUCUUAGUGGCCGCUUGGCCCAGUUUGUCGCGUCAAUGGAUACGCAGCAUGCUGCCAUUGAAGCCGAACUCGCUAAUGUACAACAAUUGGGUGACCACACCAACGCCAGUGUACACUUCAUUCUAUUUAUUCAACUGGACCAAUCCGCAGGAUUUGAAUAAUGCUGCAGUUAAGCCGCACUUUGAGCAGCUGGGACCAUACACAUUCAGCGAUUACAAGGUGAAGGAGGAUUUAGUGUGGCAGCAGCCCCAGGUGACCUAUUAUGGGCGACGUACCUGGCACUUUUUGCCUGAGCAGUCUAAAGGUAAAUGGGAGGACAUAAUUAUAACGCCGCACUUUCCAACGCUGACUGCUGCGCGCUAUGUGCGUCGCUAUCCCAGACUGCUGCGCAAGAUAAUGAACUUUGCUUUAAAUCGCGAGGGAGGCGGCACUUAUAUGCGCCAUACUGCUGGCGAAUGGUUAUUCGAUAGUUUUCACGAUGAUUCCGUUGACUUUGCCUAUCGUUUGCAUUCGCCGCUGCUGCCGCUGCAAAGCGAACAGUUCGCUUGGUUUCUGGAUCGCAAUAACUCGAAGCUUUAUGAAGGCAACUUUAGCAUACACACUGGACUUGGAGAUCUGCGCCAAAUGGGCGAACUGCAGCUGUGGAAAGGUCAAGCACACACUGGUUACUAUGCUGGCGAGUGUGGCAAGGUCAAUGGCAGCACUGGUGAACUUUUUGCAGCUGGCAGGCAGUGGCAUGAAGCGAUUUCCAUAUUUUUGUCCGACAGCUCGCGUUUCAUAAAUUUGUACGCUCAAACAAAUGUCAGUGUAAACGGCAUUCCCGCCUGGCGCUAUGAGACCGACGAGCGUAGCUUUGACAAUGGACAACUCUCGGCAGACACCAAAUGCUUUUGUGUGCCCAAGCUACCAUGUCCAGCUAAUGGUGUGCUCGACUUUGCGCCCGUUGCCUAUUACGGACCCAUUUACGUAUCACAUCCGCAUUUCCAUAUGACAGACGCGUCAUACAGAGCGAAUACAACGGGCCUACAGCCCAGAGGUGACGAGCAUGGCAUGCAUGUCAUCAUAGAACCCACACUGGGCAUACCCACUGACCUCAAGGGUCAGAUUAUGGUCAGCGUGCUGGUGCAAAGGGAUGAGGCCAUAGACUUUCUCAAGGACAUAGCCUAUGAUCACUAUGCACCUUUAUUUGUAGUUCAAUUACAAACUGAGCUAACUAAAGACAUGCUAAGCCAGCUUAAGCUCGCUUUAAAUGCACCAGCCAUAGGCCGGUAUAUUGGCAUAGGUUUGCUUUGUUUAGCUGUUGCUUUAUUUAUAGUGGGCGUGGUGCUAACCAAAAAACACAAAUGGCACAAUGAAGAACAACAAAGUGCUCUAAAAGCGGCAGCAGCACUUGAGUCAACUUUGGCUAAAGACUGAUAAGCAAUGGCAUUUAUGAUAAUUGCAUUGUUUUUAUGUGAAUUUAUAAUUUAAGCACACAAAGAGAUUUGAAGCUAUUAUUAAGCAAUUGAAGUGCGUCAUAAAAUUUGUACACAAAUUGGCGUGCAGGCAAUUUUUAGCAGGUGUUGCGACUAGAAUUACACACAUGGCUAAGAAAUAAAAAUUAUGGUCGCUCAGUUUAGGCUAAAAUUUAUUAAUAUGUUAAUAAUUGUUUUCUUUUGCUGGGCUUGUGCCAGCAGCCUUGAGCACGUAAGCUGCAUACUUUACGGCGUAUGAACUCUUUCACCUAACAAAGCCAAAACAUAAAUAUACACACAGCAAACCAAAUUGCUAACUGGAAAUUUGAAAAAUGCCAACAGAAUAUUAUAAGCGGCUAAUUUAUAUGCGCCUGGCACGCAAACUUACGUUUUGCACACACAAAGCGAGAGCGAGAGAGAGAGGGAGAGAGAGUG
Molecule: messenger RNA, 1985 nt
Organism: Drosophila busckii
Lineage: Eukaryota; Metazoa; Arthropoda; Insecta; Diptera; Drosophilidae
Product: protein croquemort
Exons: 4
Coding region: 16-1512 (498 amino acids)
Cellular component (GO): cytoplasm; membrane
Molecular function (GO): scavenger receptor activity
Source: RefSeq, a predicted model, not a curated record